This is a messenger RNA of Oreochromis niloticus (Nile tilapia), 1489 nucleotides long. It is a transcript of the gene nkx2.4a, whose product is annotated as NK2 homeobox 4a. Gene Ontology annotation, cellular component: nucleus. The record is from RefSeq and is a predicted model, not a curated record. Bases 340 to 1398 code for a protein of 352 amino acids. The transcript is spliced from 2 exons. Gene Ontology annotation, molecular function: RNA polymerase II cis-regulatory region sequence-specific DNA binding; DNA-binding transcription factor activity, RNA polymerase II-specific. NCBI's taxonomy places the organism in Eukaryota, Metazoa, Chordata, Actinopteri, Cichliformes, Cichlidae. Gene Ontology annotation, biological process: cell differentiation; regulation of transcription by RNA polymerase II.
CAAACACAGAAUCGCGAAUAUGUGUCGUAGUUUUAUUCGCGUAUACUAGUUAAUACAAAGCAAAGUGUGUUUUCAUGAAUUAUUUCCCUAAAAUGUCAAUGACUAUUGUUUGCUGGUUUAGGAGUUUUGCUCCGCCCCCUGUGUUUGUCGUAAACCUGGCUCCUGGCUCCAAUAAACCCGGGCUAAGAGCGCCCUGGGCUCGCCUCCUUCUCCAAGGCGAUCAAUAGGAUCUCAGGCGCACUACAAGCACUCUCUUACGUAGACAUCCACCAAGGAGAGAGCCGAUACAACAACACGGUUGAUCUGCUCAAACACAAAAAUCUACCUGCUUUCUGAAUCAUGUCGUUGAGCCCAAAGCACACAACGCCUUUUUCAGUGACAGAUAUUUUGAGUCCAAUCGAGGAGACCUACAAGAAGUUUAGUGGCAUGGACGGCGCAGGGAACCUAACCUCUCCACUGGGAGCCUACCGACAGCCUCAGGUGUCUCAGACCGGCAUGCAACAGCACUCCAUGGGCCAUAACGCCACGGUGGCCACCACUUACCACAUGCCGCACAGCGUCUCCCAGUUCUCCCACAGCGCAAUGGGAGGAUACUGCAAUGGAAGCAUUGGCAACAUGGGAGAUCUUCCGUCGUACCAGGAAAGCAUGCGGAAUAGUGCAGCAGCAACAGGGUGGUACAGCGCCAACCCUGAUCCAAGAUACUCCACAAUUUCUAGAUUCAUGGGACCUUCCACAGGUAUGAACAUGACCGGCAUGGGGAGUCUCACAGGAAUGGCGGACGCCACCAAAGCCAUGCCGGCUCUCCACGCUGCGCCCAGGAGGAAACGGCGCGUCCUGUUCUCACAGGCUCAGGUCUACGAGCUCGAGAGGAGGUUUAAGCAACAGAAAUACCUGUCUGCGCCUGAAAGGGAGCACCUGGCCAGUAUGAUACACCUGACGCCGACUCAGGUGAAGAUCUGGUUUCAGAACCACCGGUACAAGAUGAAGCGCCAGGCCAAGGACAAGGCAGCGCAACAGAUGCAGCAGCAGCAACAGGACGGUUCUCUGUGCCAACAACAGGCGCAGUCCCCCAGGCGCGUAGCCGUGCCUGUUCUGGUGAAGGACGGUAAACCGUGCCAGAACGGCUCAAAUACGCCAACGCCGAACCAGCAGCAGGUACAACAGAACCAACAGCAAAGCCAACAACAGAGCGGAGCUGGAGUCGUGCUCGCAUCCUCCACCAACAGCCUCACCCAGCAUCAAAACCAGCAGCAGGUGAACACUUUGGAGCUGGAAGAGAUGUCGCCCAGCCCUCCCUCACUGCACAGCCAGCUGAACAUGGCACAGAUAGACACAUCUGCUGUAGAUUACACCAGUAACAUGGUCAGCUCAAACCUCCUGUACGGCAGAACGUGGUAGGACCUAAUACAGUACUGUCACUUUCCACUUUUUCUAUGUGAACCUGCGGAUGAGCCCAUGCAAAACAAAACACUGCAAAAUAUAUAUAUAU